AUGUCAUUUUUACCACCCAAAAUACCAGCUAGUUUCAUCCAUGAAUCAAUGCAAAAUCAUGGAGGUGCUAACCAACAAGGAAAUAAUACCAAUAAUGGUCAAUCAGGAGAUCAAACAAAGAAAAGAAAAAGAAUAAGUUCAGUUUGUACUAACUGUAGAAGACGUAAGAUAAAAUGUAAUAGGGAAUAUCCAUGUUCAAAUUGUGUUAAAGCUAAACGUCAAACAAGUUGUGUUUAUGAUGAUGGGAUUAUUCAUACUGCUACUACUACUAAUGCUAGUAGUACAAAUGAGAAUAAGAAUAAAAUGUCUUCAAUACCUGAGAAUAGUUCAAAUUAUUAUUUGUCUAGUGUUAGAACUCCAAUUAAGUUUGAUAAGGAUGUGACUUCAAAUUCAUCAGUGAACUAUGAUAAUAAUUCAAGAAAGAAAUCAAAAACUAGUUCUAUUUCAAGUCUGAUUAGUAAUGGUUCAAAUAUUAAUGGAGAUGAUCAAAAUAAUAUAACAAUGAGUGAAUUAGAUAUGUUGAAACAAAGAUUAGAAAGUAUUGAAUCUAGAAUUAAUGGUGAAACAACUCCUAUUCCAUUAGUAGCUCCUCCAUCAACAACAAAUAAUUCCAAUAAUGGUAAUAAUAUUUUACCACCACCUGUUAAAUUCAAUAGUUUAAGUCCACAAAAUAAACCUGAAUCACUUAUGUUCACACCACCUUGUCCAACUCCUCCUAGUACCAUACCUCAUCGUCCACCACCUUCAAUGAAUAGAUUUCAAACAACUUAUAAUGUAUCACAUACUAGAGGGACCCCAUCUCCUGGUAUUCAAUUACCCCCAAUUAAUGUAAGAGAACAAGAUAACAGAAAUAAUAACAAUAUGAUUCCAACAAAUGUUUCAUAUAGUUCAGUAUCCAAUAAUUCUGAUCCAUAUUUCAAAACUCCGGAUUCAUCAGUUUCCAAUAAGUCUCCUCAUAAUAGUAUUAGUUCUGUUCGCACAGACACGAACAAUACAUUAAUUGGAGUUAAUCCAUAUUUGGAUGAAAAUGAAACAAUUAAUUUUUAUGAAGGAUAUACUUCAAUUUGUAUUAAAGAUUAUCGAAGAAUCAAUCAUGGUCCAUUUGCCUGGAGUUCCUUAAUGAAAAAGGAUAAAGCGUUGAGUUUGUUAUGGUUACAUAUUUGUAAAUUGAAAGAGGAAAAGAGUCAACAAAAUUUCAUAUUUGGACUGUCUGUUAGUGAAAUUAAUCAAGAAAAUACGUCAUUAGUAACAUCCGAAUCAAAUGAAAGUGAAGUUAAUUUUAAAAAGAAGACUUUAGAAAGUUUUGGAUAUAAAGAUAUUGUUCCAUAUGAUGUGUUGAAGAAAAAACUCAAGAAAGAAUUAAAUCAAGUUUCAUUACCCUUGGGAUUAACUUUAUAUGAAGAACAAGUUAAUGCUGAAUUACAAUUAGUUGAUAGAAUUCAUCAGUUAUUACCUAAACAAAAAGUUAUUUGGAAAUCUUUGGAUAGAUUUUUCUCUUUACUUUAUCCAUUCAUGCCAUUUAUUGAUGAAUAUGAUUUCACUGAUUCAAUAAGUAAAAUAAUUGGAUCCAAAAAUUAUAAAGAUGAAAAGAUUAAAGAAAUUAAAGUUGAAAAACGAUUAGAUUUGGCAUAUUUGGGAUUAUUAUUGAUUGUUUUAAGAUUAAGUUAUUUAUCAUUAUUUUCAAAUAAAGAAAGUGUUAAUGAAAUGAGACUCAAUUCAACUGAUCCUUCAGAAGAAGCACAAGAUUUGAAGUAUUUAAUUCAAAAUCCAAUUGGUAUUUCAUUUAUUGAUACUGCUCAUUUAUGUUUAAAUCAAUUUGAUAUUUUCCGAAAAGCUGCAAUGUCAGUAUUGCAACUUGCAUUUUAUUUACAAUUAUACCAUGUGUUUGCACCUGAGGAUGGAGAUGACGGAGAUGGAGCAGAUACUUAUGCUUUAAAUGCAAUGAUUGUACAAAUGGCGUAUUCACUUGGGUUAAACAGAGAUCCAGAUAAUUUCCCCGAUGUCUUAAAUAAUAAACGAGAAAAUAAUAUGGGAAGAAAGAUUUGGCAUUUUAUGAUUUUAACAGAUAUUCAUCAUUCUUAUAGUUUUGGUAAUCCAAGAACUAUAUGUGAUCAAUAUUUUGAUACAAAAUUACCCUUUGUUGAAGAAGGAGCUGAAAAUUUACGUGACAAGAAAUUGGAUAAUUUUGUCACUCUGAAUUUCCCUGGCUAUUUGCCAGUUUAUGAUAUUUUAAGUGAUAUUUUGAAAUUAAUUCUUAAUGUAUCAGGGAAAGUUAAAAUGUCACAAUUAUGUAAAUUAUUAAGUGAAUUUGAAACCAGUAUUUAUGAAAAAUAUGGUACUUUAUCAGAUUGUUUGAAUCCAAAGAAUUGUUCAUUUAAUCAUAUUUAUGCUAGAAAUAUGCCAGUUAAAUUAUAUAUUUCUUUAAAAUCAUUUUUGGUUUCUGUUUAUUUCCAUAUUUUCUUGUAUUAUGAAAAGAAAGAUUUGAAAUUGUCAUAUUUUUAUUUGAAGAAAAUCAUUCAAAUUGCUGCUACUGAUAUCAUGCCUCAUUAUUUUGAAUUAUUAGGUAAUAGUGAAGUUGUAUGUGAUAUGGUUAUAAAUCCAAAAUUGAUUCAAAUUAUUCAUAAAUUAAUCCAGGUUAAUUUAGCAUUAAUAUUGAGAGUUAAUUUUUCAAUUUAUUAUUUUAAAAAUCAAGAAGAUCAUGGAUUUAAAUGUUCUAAUGAUGAAAAAUAUUAUUCAUAUUAUAAAGAAUUAUGUAAAUUUUCAUCAGGUUUAACAAGAUGUGCGGAAGUUGGGGUAGCAGCGGUUUCAAAAUUAAGUACAAGAUAUUAUUAUGCAUGGAAAGUAACCAAAGCAAAUAAUUAUUUAUUGAAAAAGAUAACAACUAUGGAAUUUUAUGAUAAAGAAUCUAAAAUGAGUAAUAAAUUAAUGUUACCAAAUUAUUCAAUUGAAGAAAUUCAAGAAUUAGGAUUAAUGUCAGAAAUUGCAUUAUCAAAAUUAGGUAAAACUAAAGUUAUGGGUGAUGAAUUUUGUACUACUUGUACUUAUAAAAAUUUCAAAUCUGAUAUGUCUACGACAUCAUCUGAAACAAAUCAAACUCCAAAUACUGCCACCACCAUGAAUAGCACCACCACCAACAAUAAUAAUAAUAACAUCAGUAGUACUAAUUCAAAUUCUAUGACAAGUAUUUCUGAUACGAGAAAAUACACUAAUGAAUUUGGGCUAGAUUUUGUUAAUAAUGAAGAUAUUGAUAAGAUUUGGUUACAAAUGAUUACCGAUCAACAACAAAAACAAAAACAAAAUGAACCUAAUACACCUAAUUUUUCAAUGAUGAAUUCUCCAUAUGGUAAUAUUGCUACCCCAGGUAACAAUGGUGGAUUUAAUAAUGACAUAUUUGAUCCUAAUUCAUUUGAUAUUUUAGUCGAUAUUGAUCGUUUAUUAAACAAUGAUGGAUAA
Molecule: messenger RNA, 3453 nt
Organism: Candida tropicalis MYA-3404
Lineage: Eukaryota; Fungi; Ascomycota; Pichiomycetes; Serinales; Debaryomycetaceae
Gene: MRR1
Product: Mrr1p
Exons: 1
Coding region: 1-3453 (1150 amino acids)
Biological process (GO): DNA-templated transcription; positive regulation of transcription by RNA polymerase II
Cellular component (GO): nucleus
Molecular function (GO): DNA-binding transcription factor activity, RNA polymerase II-specific; DNA binding; zinc ion binding
Source: RefSeq, a predicted model, not a curated record